Paraglomus occultum is the source of this 1273-nucleotide messenger RNA. The record is from the annotation of a GenBank genome assembly. NCBI's taxonomy places the organism in Eukaryota, Fungi, Glomeromycota, Glomeromycetes, Paraglomerales, Paraglomeraceae.
AUGCCAAAAAAAACUCGCAAAAGUUAUCCUGUUUCCUUAAAACUUGAUGCUAUUAAUUACGCAAAAAAAACGAGUAAUCAUGCUGCAGCACGAUUGUUUUCUGUUGACCAUACACAAAUCAGUAGAUGGCGAACGAAAGAGGAGGACCUAAAAAAGACAAGACAAACGAAUCGUAGGGCGGGAUCAGGUGCUUUACCAUCAUAUCCGCUCGCUGAAGAAUUACUAAGAAAAUGGAUAUUAAAUCAACGCGAAGGAGGAAUAGCUGUUACACCUUAUGACGUCAAACUCCAAAUGAAACGAUUGCUUGCUAAUGAUUUUAACCAGCUGUAUCCUGAUGCUGCCAAUAGUUUCAAGGCUUCUGAUCCAUGGCUUCGACGUUUUAUGAAUCGUAAUAAUUUAUCUCUCCGCCGACAUACAAAAGUUUCUCAAAAACUCCCUAAAGAUUUGCAUGAAAAACUCUGUUCAUUCCAUAAAUACAUCCAUUUGUUACAAAAUAACAACAAUUUUGAACUCAAUUGCAUUGCUAAUAUGGACGAGACGCCCAUUUUCUUCGAUAUGAUUGGUACACUUACAGUUGAUUGCCGUGGUGCGCAAUCAAUACCUAUACGUACAACGGGAAAUGAGAAGAAUAGACUCACCUGUGUCCUAGGGAUAUUGGCAGAUGGAACGAAGCUCCAACCAAUGGUUAUUUUCAAGGGGAAGAGAAUACCUAAAGGCUGUUAUCCACCAGGUUUAGUUGUUAGAAUGCAGAAAAACGGAUGGAUGGAUGAAAUUUUGAUGAGAGAUUGGCUAGACACAAUUUUAAUUUGGCUGCAGCGAGCGGAAGAUGCGAGUCAAAAGAGGUCUUUAUUAGUAUUAGAUUCGUUUGUAGGACAUAUUACUCAAUCUGUGAAGGAGAAGUGUCGAGAGACGAAUACUGUCCUGGGUGUCAUUCCUGGCGGCCUCACAUCUAUUGUACAACCAUUGGACGUAAGUAUUAACAAGCCAUUUAAAGACAGGCUUCGUGAGAAAUGGAGAACAUGGAUGGCCACUGGAGAACACAGUUAUACUAAAGCAGGAAACAUAAAGAAGCCAGCAAAUGAUUUAAUGUGCAGGUGGAUUAUGGAAGCGUGGAAUAAAAUUCCCGCAGAAAUGAUAGUUACAUCUUUUAAGAAAUGUGGCAUCACAGAUACUUUAGAUAAUUUAGACGAUAGUGUGGAAGAUGGGGAAGAAGAGAGGGAUAAAGAGUAUAUUGUGGAAGAUAUUAGUGGAAACAAAGAGAACAUAAACGAGU